Vicugna pacos (alpaca) is the source of this 6863-nucleotide messenger RNA. It is a transcript of the gene MTA3, whose product is annotated as metastasis associated 1 family member 3. Gene Ontology annotation, molecular function: transcription corepressor activity; chromatin binding; histone deacetylase binding. Gene Ontology annotation, cellular component: nucleoplasm; NuRD complex. Lineage: Eukaryota; Metazoa; Chordata; Mammalia; Artiodactyla; Camelidae. The record is from RefSeq and is a predicted model, not a curated record. Gene Ontology annotation, biological process: negative regulation of transcription by RNA polymerase II.
UGGGGUGCGGGAUUUGAGGGGCGGGGACAGAUGGCGUUUGGAAAGCUUUUUCCAGAAACUCUCCGGAGCUCAGCUCGAUCUGUGAGACCGCCCCAAAGGAUUUCUCAGAGAAAGCACCCCAGCAAUUCUUUUCUUGCCGACUUUGCUCUUCCUCUCCCGGCGCGGGGACCCACAUACCGCGUGCUCCGAAGGCGGCCGCACACCCCAGCACCCAGUCUCAGUGCCGCCCUCCCGCCUGCCCUCUCCCGGAGGAGAGCGACUCUAGCCCCCGCUUUCUAGAGCGCGGGUCCUAAGAGAGCGCUACGUGUAGCGACCCUGAAUCCCCUCGUGACGCUUCUUGUAGAAUGGGAUGGAAAUCUGGGGGAAAUCGCCUUGCCACUGUCAAGAACAGAAUUUAUCCUUGCCGUCGUCUUCAUCCUCCUUUUCAUAUUGUCUUAAUUUCCCCCGUGCACCUCGGAGCCGGCUGGCAGGACCGGCACUCGGAGCCUGAAGAGCCCAUCAAGGCUCUGCAGAGCUAAUUGCCCCAGACACUGCUCGAUGCCCGAGGAGUGGGUUCCACUUGGCAGGGAUUAUUUUAAACUGCUCCCAGCAAUUCAGAAGACUUCCGACAUCGGCAGCCCUGCCCGCGCAGUACCCGCCAGAGGCGAAACAGAUUAUGUCUACUUUGAGAAUUCCUCCAGCAAUCCAUACCUCAUCAGAAGGAUAGAAGAACUCAACAAGACUGCAACUGGCAACGUGGAAGCAAAAGUAGUGUGCUUUUAUAGACGACGAGAUAUUUCCAACACGCUUAUAAUGCUUGCAGACAAGCAUGCUAAAGAAAUUGAGGAAGAAUCUGAAACAACAAUUGAGGCUGACUUGACCGAUAAACAGAAACAUCAGCUGAAACAUAGGGAACUCUUUUUGUCACGCCAGUAUGAAUCUCUGCCUGCAACACAUAUCAGGGGGAAAUGCAGUGUUGCCCUUCUGAAUGAGACAGAGUCAGUAUUGUCGUAUCUAGAUAAAGAGGAUACCUUUUUCUACUCAUUGGUCUAUGACCCCUCAGUGAAAACACUAUUAGCUGACAAAGGUGAAAUCAGAGUGGGACCUAGAUAUCAAGCAGACAUUCCGGAAAUGCUCUUAGAAGGAGAAUCCGAUGAGAGGGAGCAGUCAAAAUUGGAAGUGAAAGUUUGGGACCCAAAUAGCCCACUUACAGAUCGACAGAUUGACCAGUUUUUAGUUGUAGCACGUGCUGUUGGGACAUUCGCUCGAGCCCUUGAUUGCAGCAGUUCUGUAAGGCAGCCUAGUUUGCAUAUGAGUGCAGCUGCAGCUUCUCGAGACAUCACUCUGUUUCAUGCUAUGGAUACGUUGUAUAGGCACAGCUAUGAUCUGAGCAGCGCAAUUAGUGUCUUAGUACCACUUGGGGGACCCGUUUUAUGCAGAGAUGAAAUGGAAGAAUGGUCGGCCUCUGAAGCUAGUUUAUUUGAAGAGGCACUGGAAAAAUAUGGCAAAGAUUUCAACGACAUACGCCAAGACUUUCUCCCUUGGAAAUCGUUGACUAGCAUCAUUGAAUAUUAUUACAUGUGGAAAACUACUGACAGAUACGUGCAGCAGAAACGUCUAAAAGCAGCAGAAGCUGAGAGUAAACUGAAACAAGUGUAUAUCCCAACUUACAGCAAACCAAAUCCCAAUCAGAUAUCCACCAGCAAUGGCAAACCAGGUGCUGUGAAUGGAGCCGUGGGAACCACGUUCCAGCCACAGAAUCCUCUCCUUGGGCGAGCCUGUGAGAGCUGCUAUGCUACACAGUCGCAUCAGUGGUAUUCUUGGGGCCCACCUAAUAUGCAGUGUAGAUUAUGUGCAACCUGUUGGCUCUAUUGGAAAAAAUAUGGAGGCUUGAAAAUGCCCACCCAGUCAGAAGAGGAGAAGUUAUCUCCCAGCCCAGCUGCAGAGGACCCUCGCGUUAGAAGUCACAUGUCUCGCCAGGCCAUGCAGGGGAUGCCGGUCCGAAACACUGGGAGCCCCAAGUCUGCAGUGAAGACCCGCCAAGCUUUCUUCCUUCACACUACAUAUUUCACAAAAUUUGCUCGUCAGGUCUGCAAAAAUACCCUCCGGCUGCGGCAGGCAGCAAGACGGCCGUUUGUUCCUAUUAAUUAUGCUGCCAUUAGGGCAGAAUAUGCAGACAGACAUGCGGAACUAUCUGGAAGUCCACUGAAAAGCAAAAGCACUAGGAAACCUUUGGCAUGUAUCAUUGGGUAUUUAGAGAUCCAUCCUUCGAAGAAACCUAAUGUAAUUCGGUCGACACCAAGCCUGCAAACCCCAACUACCAAGCGGAUGCUAACCACCCCGAAUCACACGUCUCUGAGCAUUUUGGGGAAAAGAAACUACAGUCAUCACAAUGGCCUGGAUGAAAGGCUCAUGAAGUGAAGGCGCAGCUCUGCUCUAUCCUGCAGACCUUCCUCAGGAUGGCGGGAGGCUGUGAAGGUGAGCGUCCCUGUGCCUCUCUUGGCUGUGGAGUGGCGUGCGUGAUGGGAGAGAGGACCUGAGGGCUGCCUUGGCCCGAGCACCUGGUCCCAUAUCAGCAGACACCCCCCACUUCCCUCCUAGCCACUUUCCUAAUGACCAAGCACAAGUUUUCACAACCUGCUGUGUAAUAGCAGAUGGUGACAGUGUUAUUUGCCAACCACUUCUCCUUUCUCAUUUACUUGUUUCUACUGAGAAUCUGCAGGUGCCCAGCUCUGGGUCAGGGAGAGGUAAAGGUUUGGGGGGAGGUGGAGUGGGUGGGCAUGAGGGGCACUGUGACACUGUGACACUGUGGGUAUUUGAGGUCACUCCACUCCUACAGAAAAAUGUGUGCCUAGCCUCUGAGUGCCCACAUCAUUAUGAUUCAUUAUGGUGACCUCAGACCGGGGUGUGCCUUCUCCAGGCCAGUUGUGUUCUGCAUUCCUUAGCAUCCGGACAGGAAAGUUCCAUGAUGUUGCUCUGAUAAGCGUGGAAGCACUUGCCUGGUAUGUUGUGGUCCCUUGCCAGUGACUGCUAAACCUGCCCAUCCAAAUCCCAGCUUUUAAGAGACUUCAGUGUCAUUCAUGUAUUUUCUUGGCCUCAAUUAAACUUUCCUUUGGUCCAGCCUCAAACUACGUUGCAAGCUUUUAUUUGAAUUAGUGCCCAACCUCCUUUCCUUCAAGGUUGUGAUGGUGGUGGUGGGCUAGUAGAUUGCAUCCUUCCUCUCACCUUGCCUUCACCAUCGGAACUUGUUUAACUUCAACGCUGUUUCUUUCCUUUUCCAGAACUCACAUGCUGCGUGUCAGACUGAGCUGUCCCUAUUUAAUCCUAUAAUCCAAGACUUGCUACACUGUCCUGCUGAUGUUCACAGCCAUGCCUGGGAAGGAGGCAACCCCAUCCCCAGUCCAUUUCAGUGGGAGACCUCUGCGUGCACCCCACGGAGACUUGAUGGGGCAAGGAAAGAAAUGGUGGGAGUGCACGUCCCCAAAGCUGCGUCUCCAUGUGUGAAUCAGUGUCCCCUCGCUUUCCUCUCGGAGACCUCGAUGCCCCAGAGCGGGACCUGCCUGGGGAGUCGAGGGGGUAGGGGAGCCACUGCGUGUCCCCUCUCCUCCUGAGCUCUGCACCCAGGCACCAUAGCUCCUGGGGCAGUGGGGCUGCUGUGUGCUCAGCUCUGUCACAUGUCAGCUGUGUGAGUGUGUACAGAAGGGACAUGGCAUCCUUCUGAAUGGAUUUUUCUUAAGACAUGUGCCAGUGUUUAUGCAGUUAAUGAUACUCCCUUGUCCUUGCUGUUACUGUCACUUGGCUUUUCCUCAAUAGACUUCACACUUAUUUUUUUUAAUGGGGAAAUUUUGUCCUUCUCCCUCUGCAUCCUGUAUUUGACCCCCUACCUCCACCCCACCAAGGUACAGAAUGACCUAUGGUUCUGACAAAAGAUAAGAAAAUUGUCUUUGGUAAGCUUGUGAACUCUUCGUAUCAUCUGUAUUGUGUCGUUGGAGAGAGACUGGGGUUCUGCUUGGUCCCAGACAGCUCCAGCAAGAGCAGGUGUGAAGCUGGAUCGAGUGUGUAUAUCACUGCGACCAGCCACUGGGUACCGCCCUGUUCCUUCGCAGCCAAGCCAGCUGAUGAGGAGCUGCAGCCAGACUGGUCCUUCUCCGAGUCUCAUCCACCAGGUUGAUGUUAAGCAGAUGGAGUCUGUUUGGCUUAGAAGGGUGAAGUGGGAGAACUGUGUCUGCAGGUGAGUCUGUGUGUAUGACACCAUGAGCCCCCUCCCACCCUUCCAGCCCAAAUGUUUCUGUGAGCACAUGUGCCUGGGCCCCGGGAGACCUGCCUGCACCCGGUUUCUGCCAGCCCGGGUGCUUCCUGUCUGCCCUCAGCUCCGGCCCUUGUGCAGGCAUCACAGGCUGGCUGCUCUGCACUCCGUGCACACAGCAGGGAUAGGAAUGACUUAGUGCCCCACUGGCUCCCCGAGCAGAUGUGAGUCUGGCCACUCCUCUGCCUCUGUUUGCAGGGACAGGCUGCGGGGCACAGGUUCACAGCAGCAUGAAAGGUAAUUGAAGUCUGGCCUCCCAGCUGUCCCUGGGGUCUGCAGCUGGGAGGCAGCUGGGUGGCUAUACUAGAUGCCCCAGAUGGCUAGGUGGUUGCAAGACAGAGUGGCUCCAACUGAGUUGACUGCCCCUCCACCCCAGACAGAGGGAGGUACUCCUAAAAUGGCAAUGACACUCAAGAUGUCUAGGUCCUCGGAGGCGGGGUUCAGCUUAGCAGAGAGGAUGUGAUGUGUGAUGGCUGAAGGUGACGCUCGUGGCUUGAACUGCCUUUUUCUUUUCCAGUGUUGCAGUCAUCGUGGCUUCUCCUCUCAAGAGGGGUUGGUUCUCGUCUUAGGCUUUUGCAGGGUGAUCCCAGGGAUGUUCUCACCACUGCCAACUCUUGGAGCUGUUCUGGGUCUUGGCUUAGGGCCCCAUGGUGGGCCUGUGUCAGAGGUGCUCAGUGAGCCGGGCCGCGUGGCAGGCACUGCCCUCAGGGGCCCCUGUAGAAAAAACCCAGGGAGAUGGGGCAGCUGGCUCUCACGUGAUACGCCACAUGCCACGCAGCCAAGCUGUCUCCCUGGGCCCUGCCCUGGAUCUGUUGUGCACACAGACGUAGGUGGAAUGUUCCCUCACCCUUUCGCUUUCCUCUCCUGACCCACGUGCAAAGGUGACUGGUGGUCAUAGAAACAAUUAGCCACCCGUGACUCUGCUGCCUACAUUUUAGGGGACGCCCUCCUGACCCAGGCCAGGAGAUUUGGAGACCAGGGCCAGGCCGGGGCUGAGGGGAGAACAGGGAGGCCCAGCCUAGAUACAGUUCAAAUUUGGCUGUGGGACAAGUGGGCUCAUUUUGAGCCACAUGUACCAAGGCAGCUCUCCUUCACCUUGUAGUCAAAGCUCCUGUGUCUGCAGCCCCGUCCCCCUACGGAGAGGAUGUUGAUUAAGAUUUUACGCUCUCACUUCAUCUCUGGGAAGUGCCCCAGCCUGAACCUCCAGGGAAUGGAGGAAGGGCGCCAAGGAGCCUCUGAUACUUGCCUUUGUUUUCUGAGCAGUUGGCGCUAAGAGGAUUUCCCAGCCACCUCCUUUCUGGGGGCUACGGGAUCACCAUCGUGGGUGUCAGUGGAGUGUCACCGCUGUGAGCAGUGAGCUUGCUAGGUGACACGCAGAGCCUGUCUGCAUGGCCCGAAGCACACAUGCCCAGUGGUGCUGUGCUGAGCCUGGUCUGUGCUCUCUUGGAUGAGGACACAGAUGCCUGCAAGUCAUCUUCCCUCUCCUUCUCCAUCAUCACCCACACAUCCCUGAUUUCCUAGAGGUGGUGCAAGGGAGGAGGACACACUGGCUUUUUCAGCACGCCUCUCACAAUUCUACCUUGUCCACAGUCCAGCUUCUGUCAGUCAGCGUCCAAUCAGGAAAACAGAACCAGUCUAUAUAUUUAAAACACAGGAGUUUUUAAUCCAGGGAAUUGUUUAACACAGAAACAAGAAGAGUUGAGAUGCCAAACGGGGGCAUGAAGGGCAGCCUGGAGAUGGGGAGCAACAGCUGUUGGGACAUGGGACAGGACAUGUUACCAGAUCCUGGGGGACCAGGGCCACUGGGCAGGGCCUGGGACCACAGAGGACCUAUCUGGUGGGAGCUGGAGCUACGAGGAGGCAUGGUCCCCUGCCAGAAAUAUUCCCCUGGGCAGAGUGAGGAGAAAUAGCCUGGCUUCUCCCUUCCUCAUGCCCUCCAGAUUUCUGCAGGUGCCUCGUUAGCUAAACUGAGCUGGAAGCCUGCAGGCCUGGGAGCCUGGGACAGGCAACCUGCAGCAGUCAGCCCCUCCACCCCACCCCAACCGCUCAGAGCAGAGCAGGGGAGGGCAUGGGGCUGAUCAGAGGGUAAGCAGGCCCAAGAUGUGCAUGGCCUCGGUCCAGUCUAUGUCAUGUCCAAGUCUGGUGUUUAUGCCCGUGGUGUCCUAUGACCCCAGUAAGGAUAAGAGGAGGAGCUGCCCCCUUGAGUUUUUAUGGAUUCUCCUUCACUCUGCCUAGAGAGGAAAGUGCUUUUGGCCGGGUUGGGGUGGGGGAGCUUUAUUCUUAACAGUUGUCCAAGUUUCCCUUUGGGGGAAUUUAGCCCUUUAGCAGCCCCACCUCACCAUUCCCCUCAGGAAAGCUGUGUCCCAGUUUUCUGCCCACCCCUCCCCAUUCCUCUUCCCCCAACCCCUGGCUUUCCCUGCCAGAGAACACCAACCCAGACCAUGCAUCAGUGGUCAUGAGUGUUUCCCCAGGAUAAUUCAUUCAAAGCGUGGUAUUACGGCGUGGACCAUCUGUCUGUAAGUAGUCACCAUCUACUAAUCAAUUUGUAUUGUGUUUCCAAUAAAUUUCUGGAACUCCU